AUGGAAGGGAGUCGGAGAGGAAAGCGGCCAGCUUGUGUUGCCUCCCCCUCAUCACCACGACCACAAACACCUCCGUUGACAGAGGAAGAUGAGGAGGAGGAAAAGAUUGAGAAGUUCUAUGCUGUUCUGGGAAACAUCAGAGCCAUGAGAGAUCUCUGGAGAACCAACCCAAGAAACAAGAGGCCGAGGAAGGAGGAGCCACUCUGGCGGCCAACUUUCGUGCGGGAGGACUUCAUUGAUCCCGACGAAGCUGCUGGGAGCCCAGAAGGUGGAUCGGUUGCUUCCAAGGAGGGAGAGAGAAGGAAAGGGAAAGAGAAGGAAGCGAGAGGAGAAGACCACAGCGGUUUGGAUCUCACCCUUGCUCUCUUGUAA
This is a messenger RNA of Phoenix dactylifera (date palm), 372 nucleotides long. NCBI's taxonomy places the organism in Eukaryota, Viridiplantae, Streptophyta, Magnoliopsida, Arecales, Arecaceae. The record is from RefSeq and is a predicted model, not a curated record.